Molecule: messenger RNA, 9545 nt
Organism: Bolinopsis microptera
Lineage: Eukaryota; Metazoa; Ctenophora; Tentaculata; Lobata; Bolinopsidae
Product: sushi, von Willebrand factor type A, EGF and pentraxin domain-containing protein 1-like
Exons: 63
Coding region: 36-8996 (2986 amino acids)
Biological process (GO): proteolysis
Molecular function (GO): serine-type endopeptidase activity
Source: RefSeq, a predicted model, not a curated record
AUGGUUAAAGCAACUUGACUGUAACUGUAACAGAAAUGUCAAGGAAAUCCUUUUCAACGUUCUUGGCGGUGCUUUUGAUUUCUGAGUGUUUCAGUGAAUUUCAUGAAGUUGGAUCUGACUGGAUGCUAAAACGGAUCAGCCGACGCCAGGCUAUCGAAGGUGUGGACUGGGCUUUAGACAGGCUGAACGAGCUCAAGCUGCACCCAGACGGUACUGAUGGUAAAAUAGAAAAUGUAGCGGAGGGAGAUGUGUACGUGGUGGGGGGUGGUGUGCGCGCGACGCACGUGGAGUUCGGGGCACGUGUACUGGAGGGGUAUAGUUAUGAUGGGAGUGAUAGUCGGGAGGACUGUAGUGGUGGUGUCUCCACAGGAGCUGCCUCCAUAGCAAUUGGUGGCUACAACGGAAUAGCCAGAAGAGCUAAUGUGAUCCCAGUAAAAGUGGGCUGUGGACAGAGUGUUUCCUCUUCAGCCCUUUCUCGAGGUCUACAAUGGGUACAGCAGCACAUAUCCUCCAACCCCGGUCACCGUGCUGUUAUCCUCCUCUCUUUCCCACUCUCUGGCUCCGUGCCUAGUGAACUGAACACACUCGCUGAGAAUCAACUUGUGGUUCUUCCUGCUGGCGAUUCUUCCUCCAACCACUGCAGUUUUAUUUCUCCGACAGAUGAGAUAGGUAUUAUGGUAGUGGCUUCCUCCACCAAGACCGACACUCAGUCCUCCAGUUCUAACUAUGGCAGAUGUAUUGAUAUUUGGGCUCCAGGUGAGGAAGUAUCUGUGGCAAGUUCCUCUGACGACACCAGCAUUACAAAGGAGACUGGUACCCCCUACGCAGCCGGUGCUGUCGCGGGUGCUGCUAUCCAGAACCUCCUUAUGAUCAGAGAGGCAGGAGAAGUAGCUAGAUUAAAGGCUGUCCUACUAAGCAGAUCUACUAAAGAAGCACUCACACUCUCACCAUCUGCUAACAGGGCUGCCACCCCCAACAGAUUACUCUUCGAUAUUUGUCCUUUCUACAAGCGGCCGGACCACGGCAAGUGUUACGUAGCCCAAACAAAGCAGCUGGUGAACUCAGACAACAACGAGAAGAUGAAGAAAGCCGCUAAAAGCGUGGUCACGUGGGAUGACAUGGCUUACAACUACUACGAGGACUGUCUUUCUGUGCUGGUGUUUGCUUCCUCUGAGACUAACAACUCUGUUACCGCUACUCAUGAGAGGGCGGGUGAGUUGAUCAUGGAUACUGUGUUCACGAUUAAAACAGCUAGUACGGUGAUAACCCUCGAAUCUGGACCAAAGGUAACAGUGGACGCUAUAGAAAUGAACCUGGGCUCGGUUAUAGAGGGAGCUGACUACAUUAUUUCUCUAGCAGACCACCAAGUGCGAACCCAGCAAGAUGACCGCAGAUUUGUUCCUGUCGUCACUGUGAAAUUGCCUGAAAACAUUACGGUAUCGUUUGAUGGACAUCAGCAGAUCAGAAUUAACUUGGAUGAUAUGGAGUUGUUCCGUGAGAAAACUAAAGGAAUCUGUGGUUUCCUUGACAACAGUCAUGUUCGUGAGUUUGUUGACCGGUAUGAGAAUGACAUGGAGUUUACCUUCAAGGAAAACAAGAGGAAAUAUAUUCAGGAAUGGAAAGAGGGCGACUUUACUUGUGAGGGUGAAGAGGUAGACGAGCUGUGUAGAGACGAAUCUGAAUGUCAGGAAACUGCUGAACAAGUGUGCUAUCCUCUCAAGGACCCCUCCGGUGACUUUAACCAAUGUUUUGAGGUCCUGGAUUCGUCCAGCUGGUAUACAAACUGCGUGGAUGCAGUCAAGGAGUGCUGCUGUAACAAUGUAGAUACAGGCAAGUGUUCCUGUGAGGAGCAGGAAAAGUACUGGUUUGCAGCACUACUGGAGGGUUGUGAGGCCGACUUGCCUUGUGAUGACCCCUGUAUAAAGCCUGACACAGACAAAGAGUGUGUUGAUGACGCAGGAAAAGAGUUAUCCUUCUUCUACAAAGAGAGCAUCUCAUACGACCCUAAAGACAACUGUCAUUAUGUUGAUGAGCACGAUUCUAUCGAGUGUAAACAUGACGGUUCAUGGAACAAGGACCCCUCCGACUGCAAGGUUAAGACAUGUUCCACCCCCGGGUUAACAGACUUUGUAGAGUUCUUGUUGGACAGUGAAGCUUCUUACAACUGUGGAGAUAAGGUGGGGUACGAGUGCACGAAGACAGAAUGUAACUGUAACUGCUACGAGAUGACUGGGGGCUCAGAGAUACAGUGUGUAUCUAACGGUGACAAGACUGCUGGGUGGAGUAGCAGUCCUCCAUCUUGCAAACUUACCGAGUGUGCAGAUCCAAGAAUUCCCAACGUUGACAAGCAGAUCAAUGCUAGUCCCCUCUCUUGGGUGGAUUUCGAUGACAAAUCCUGCUGCUCCGGACGAGUGAGUUAUCACUGUCACGAGUGCUAUGAACUAGCAGGGACCCCGGAGGUGGGGUGCUGCAACAAAAAGUGGGGAGAUGGGUCACUACCUGAGUGUAGACUGAAACAGUGUGCGGACCCAGCAGUGGAAGUAGGAGCUAGCGGAGAUGCUCACUUAUCCAUCAGAUCUGGUGGAGCUCACUACUGCUCCUACCAAAUAAACUACUAUUGUGACAGUCCUUGUUAUGAGAUUGAAGGUAACGCUACAAGCACCUGCCAGCCUGAUGGUAGCUGGUCUGGUGAGCUACCAACAUGUGUGAAGAGGAAGUGUCCUGCUGUUACAUCGUACGAGGAUGGAAACUAUCUCUUUAAUGGUGCUGAGGUUUCUCAAGGAGAAAUACUGGAGUGCGGAGACACACUGCACGUGCAAUGUAACAGCUGCAGUUUCCCAUGCACGAGUACGUGCGAGCGCACGUGCAAAUGGAACGGGACAACCACAGUGUGGAGCAACAGUGAGCCACAAUGUGCCCCUAUCAUGUGCAGACAGAGAAACGUUCCCAACGCUCUCGUCACUAACAAAAAAGGAGCACUACAAUGCGGAGAAGCCUCCAGCGCAACCUGCAACACCUGCUACAGACAAGAAGGCGGGGACAACACAAGAAGUUGCACACAAGUAGCGAGUAACCAGACCUGCCCUUUAUCCCACGUGGACGGGGUUUAUGACGGGGAGGAGAUAACGUGUGUUAAGAUGGAGUGCCCUGAGCUGGUGCUGGGGGAUAACAUCAGGAUUGUGGAGGAGACUUGCAGUAAUGACUUCAAGUGUAACUGUGUUGUGACUUUGGAGUGUGAUGAUGGAUGUUAUGAAAUGAACGGUGAGGCCACGUUGUCAUGUGACGGUUCUGGUGAAUGGGACCACGAGAUGCCAACCUGCACUAGGAAGACGUGUCCAUGGAGACAACCGGAGUUCUCUAGGAGAUAUAACUAUGAUGUAGAGUGGCCAGGUAAGGAGAUUAGUAUUAUGGUUAAGAGGAGAUAUAACUAUGAUGUAGAGUGGCCAGGUAAGGAGAUUAGUAUUAUGGUUAAGAGGAGAUAUAACUAUGAUGUAGAGUGGCCAGGUAAGGAGAUUGGUAUUAUGGUUAAGAGGAGAUAUAACUAUGAUGUAGAGUGGCCAGGUAAGGAGAUUGGUAUUAUGGUUGAGAGGAGAUAUAACUAUGAUGUAGAGUGGCCAGGUAAGGAUAUUGGUAUUAUGGUUGAGAGGAGAUAUAACUAUGAUGUAGAGUGGCCAGGUAAGGAUAUUGGUAUUAUGGUUAAGAGGAGAUAUAACUAUGAUGUAGAGUGGUCAGGUAAGGAUAUUGGUAUUAUGGUUAAGAGGAGAUAUAACUAUGAUGUAGAGUGGCCAGGUAAGGAUAUUGGUAUUAUGAUUAAGAGGAGAUAUAACUAUGAUGUAGAGUGGCCAGGUAAGGAGAUUGGUAUUAUGGUUAAGAAGAGAUAUAACUAUGAUGUAGAGUGGUCAGGUAAGGAGAUUGGUAUUAUGGUUAAGAGGAGAUACAACUAUGAUGUAGAGUGGCCAGGUAAGGAUAUUGGUAUUAUGAUUAAGAGGAGAUAUAACUAUGAUGUAGAGUGGCCAGGUGGUUGCCAGUUUGAGAGCUCAGUAGACGGAAAGAGGGUUUCUGGAGAUGACACAUUCUACUGUGGUGACAUAAUGGACGUGGAGGCAGUUUCUAAAGAUUGUUACCAUGUAUGUGACAAAGACAGGUUGAUGUGUCAGAGUGAUGGAACGUGGAACAUCUCAUCCUCACAAAUCCCUAGCUGCAUUUACAUGACAUGUGAUGCACCUGAGCCAGUCUCUAACGCUUAUCUAGUGAACGACGAUCACGAGUACAACUGCACCACCACGUUAAGAUGGGAGUGUGACAAGUGCUACAGACACGUGAGUGGAGACCUGGAGAGAUCUUGUGUUCCUAAAGACAUUAAGAAAGAUCCUAAGGGCCAGUGGAGUGGACUACCUCCAGUCUGUCAAAUAAUGGCAUGCGCGGACGAUGAGAUCCCUGUUGUCACUAACGCCACAGUUACUAAGGAAGCUUUGUCCUGCGGUGGAAAGUUAAAGUACACUUGUAACGAGUGCACAGAACUAGUAGGUAACGAGGAGGUGAUAUGUACUCAGCCUGAUCUGGAGUUCAGUCUCACGAGCUGGGUCAACACCCCUCCCUCCUGUCAACCUAUUUGCUGCCCAGCACUACUACCCGUACCCAGCGAGGAUGAGGACUACCAGGUUAUAUCUACGGGAGUACGUUACACACACGGCGCUAACCCGGCAGGUUGUGGAGAUAACUACGUGUGUCAGGAGGUAGCAGCUGAGUGUGACGAGUGCUAUGAGUACAGAACAGAGGGGGCUGUGUUUGACUCUGCACCCACGAGGAAGUGCGUCAAGAAGGGUAACAGUAAGGAAGGUUACUGGACCAACACUGACAGAAUGUGCUCCAGGAAAGAGUGUAACGUUCCUGAGAUCCCAACUGAAUUCAACCUUCACUACACUGUAGUACACAGUACAAAGAAGUGCAACCAAACUAUAGAGGUCGAAUGUGACUGCUGUCAUAAGAUCAGUGACAAUGUUAUAACAGACACUCUGCAAUGUCUUCCCACUAAGUUCUGGGACAAGGACCUUCCAAAGUGCGUCCCCAUCACCUGCUCCGAGCCUGUCACUAUUGAUAACGGAAGUUUUAAGACAGUAGAACCGGAGUCUGCUUGUACUUGUGGUACAGUACGAUACGAGUGUGAUCCCUGCUACAGACUGGUGGGGAGUGAGACUCUGACUUGUAACCAGAACACCAACACGGGGACUGCUGGCUGGAGCUCCCACCCUCCUGUCUGUGAACCUAUCUGUUGCGAGCACCUGGAGGAGCCGGUGGACCCAAUAACAGAGGAGAAGAGUACACAGUUGGUGUACAGAAAGGGAACCAGAACGGUUCUACAGGAACUGGGUGAGAUGACGGUUAAAGAGAACUUUGCCACAUGUGACAGGGACUAUGUGUGUCAGGAGAUAGAUCCUAUCUGUGGACCUUGCUUUGAGUACAACGCCGAGGAUGGAGCAGUAGUGGACGGAAUAAAGAACCCGCCCGUAAAACAGUGUGUUAAGAAACAGUCGGAGAUAGGAGAAAUAGGAGAGUGGACUAACAGAGACAAGUUCUGCACAUUGAAGCAGUGCGCCUACAGAGAUGUAGAUGAAACCAUGCACCUCCACUACACCUCCCCUCAUGACUACAGUCUAGAUAACCCUGCUCAUUGUCAGAGCACUGUGGAGGUGACGUGUGACGAGUGUUAUGAGCUCCCUGACGGUUCAAGGUCACAGAUUCACACGUGUCAGACAAACAAGACCUGGUCACAUGACCUCCCUACUUGCCACAGGUCGAAGUGCGCCACCCCGCCAGCUGUACCACACUGUACCUAUAAAGCAGGAGAGAACAAGUGUAACUUUAAGAAGGAACUGGAGUGUGACGAGUGCUACUACGAGGAGUCGUGUGCUGAAGAGACAAUGUCGACGGAUGGAAUCAUGGAAGCGCAAUGUAAUUACGAUAAAUCUUGGUCUUGGACAACAAAAGAGCCUAAAAUGAACUUAAGACAAUGUGAAGAAGCUCCGGAAAUAGAGCACGGACAAGUAGACACAACGGGACGAGGAUGUGGGGACAUGGCGCGUUACAGAUGUGACAGGUGCUACACCUUCAGUCACGACUCUGAGUGCCUCUGUGAGAGGAGGAAGUGUGUACCUGACCCUGGGGACUGUACUAGAGGGAUGUGGAACGAGACAGCGCCCACGUGCGAGAGAAUCACGUGUGAGGCCCCACCUAGUCCCCCUACUCACGGCAGUCUCGUCAGCAUUGAUGGCACUUGUGAUGGAGCGGCUGUUUACAAGUGUGAUGAAGGGUAUUACCUGACAGACGGUGAUUUGGUCCGGAACUGCACUGAGUGGGGAAAGUGGACUGGUAAACACCCCGUCUGCUCAAUUAAAGUCUGCACCUCAAUAAACUCCUCACCUAACCGCUCUCACUUCCCCGAUCUCACACACGAGUACGGUACUGUUGUCACGUUCAAGUGCGAUGAUUGUUACAAGUUUAAUAGUGCCUUCAAAAACGAAAGUGUAAAAGAAACAGAGAGCAUCUACCCAAGGUUCCAUGUGUUAAAGUGCGAAGCUACUGGGAACUGGAACGGAAGUUUCCCUGUCUGUCAGGAGAAGAGGUGCUCCAACCCAGGGACACCAGCUAACGGCAGAAUGACAAGUUCUCAGAACUUCCAGUGUGAGGCUAGUGUAACGUACGAGUGUAACACCGGCUACCACUUUACUUAUACAAGUUCCCGAACAGUAACACGAAAAUGUGACGGAGAGAAAUGGUCAGGGACGGAGCCGGAGUGCGUGGCGAUCGAUUGCGGAGAAAUUUCUGUCAGUCUUCCGCUGGUAGCUGAGUAUAUCGAUACUCUAUAUGGGUACGAGGUAGAAUACACCUGCGGAGUAAACCCCAGACAGAGACGCUGUUUCCACGUCCCCCACCCGGAGGAGGCACUCUGCCAAUCUGAUGGAACCUGGGAGUCCCCUCACAGUGGAUGUGCCAGGAAACAGUGCCCGGCUCCCCCUCUUAUUCCUCAUGCUAACAUGAAGAAAGCAAAGAUAAACCUAGAGGAUACUGAUUGUAACCAGCAGUAUUGGUACACGUGCGAGGAAGGGUACAAGAUGGAGGGGACUCCCUGGAUAAGAUGUGACAAGACUGCAUGGUUCCCACAACCUCCUAAAUGUGUGAAGAUGUCCUGUAGACCCCAGGACGAUCCCAAUAACGGAGCAGUGUUCCCUUCACUGCAAGAGCAGGGUAAAGGUGUCCUGUACGGAGCUAACAUUACCUAUCAGUGCAACACGUGCUCUGAGCUGCAGGGAGGAGACGCACAGAUAAGAGAAUGUGUAUUUGAUGGGAAUAAAGGAGUCACGUGGUCAUCACCAGAGCCCACGUGCAAUCCAAUACUUUGUUAUCUGCCCGCUAUUUCUAACGGAAGAAUUACAAGUGGUCAUGAUGUCGAGGAUAUACCCAAGUGUGGAGAAACCGUUAGCUUUGAAUGUGAUUUAGGAUACAAACUAGUAGGAGACAAACAACUGAAGUGCACGAGCAGCAGUAAGUAUGACACAGUUAUCCCUACCUGUGAGGAAGUAACCUGCCCCCACCCGGAAGUAGCUCAACACAUGAGAACUACAACUUAUCCAGAUCCUGCUGCUACGGACGGGAAAUACAGACCGUACACUGAGAUAGAAUAUGAGUGUGAAGAUGGAUGGGACCUAGUUGGCAGCAUGAUAAUAUCCUGCCAGCAAGAUGGGACCUGGAGGGGAGACUUCCCAAGAUGUGAACACAGCGAGUGUGAGCCCCUUGCAAACGUUACCCACGGGAGGAUAGUCAAGGAAUCAGACAUUCUGCGCAGAAUAGAGUGUGAUCCUUGUUAUGGCCCGACUAACCCUGGAGCGGAGAUACUGCAGUGUAUAGACGGCAGGUGGAGCCCUCCUAAACCUACAGAGUGUGAAGUGAAGCAGUGCAGUAAGCCUGAUCACGCAGUAGGAAACGGCAGACUCACAGCAAACACAAUACGAGUAAAGUACGAGUGCGGGAGCUCUGUAACGUUUAAAUGUGACGAGAGCUACGCUCUGACGGGUCAGGCCGUGUUACGGUGUGGUGAGGAUGCAGAGUGGGAUAACAAGUUUCCUUUAUGUGUAGAGCAGGUGUGCCCUGUGUUGGAGGGGGUCCCUAAUGCUGACACUAAAUACACUUAUGGCGGUCAGCAAGUACAUUACGUGUGUGACGAAGGGUACGAGUUGUACGGUGACCCUGUAAGGCGCUGUCUGAACGGUUCCCAGUGGAGCGGGCCGGGGCCCACCUCCUGCAAAGUGAAACACUGUGGCAAUGUGGGGGAUAUCCUGUACGGCAGUGUCACUCAGAUUAGUGGUGGGUUAGAAGGAGGUGCCGAUACUCCGGGGGCGGCAGUGCAGUACAAGUGCAAGGAUGACAGGUACCACUUGAUGGGGGAGGAUAUAAGAACGUGCACAAACAACAAACAGUGGACCUACGCCCCACCUGAGUGUAAAUGUGUGUCCUGUCCCGUACUAUCUCUUCUUAACGGAAUUAUAGAGACUGCUGAUGAGAACGUGGUGGGAACGUCGGUGCAGUAUAUGUGUGAUCCAGGCUAUAAGAUGGUACCAGAAGGUCGGAAUACCCGAACAUGCCUUGAAAGUGGAGAAUGGGAUGGGAUUUCUCCAAAAUGUGAACGAGUGAGAUGUAAAAGAAGAGUACCUGAAGGAAGUAGGAUAACAGGAACUGACAAGGCAGAGUACGACUAUCUGGAAACAGUGCAGUUUGUGUGUGAGCCGUACAAGAACAAGCUUGUUUACAAGUGUGGAGAUGAUGGACUCUGGGAGGGUGACGUGGACAAAACAUGUGCUUCCUGCAAAGAGAGGAGGAAAGAAGUGGUAACGUAUGUCACUAAAGUAAUACCAGGAAACUGUAUUCUAGGAAGAUGCACCGAGGAAACAACGGUUAAAUUCCCAGUGACAACGUAUGAAACGGAAGUAGUGUGCGAUUAAACACUAACUAUCAGACUUUUCACAACAUCUUAGAUUCAAAAAUAAGAUAGCCCGGACGAUAUCAAUUAUUAGAGACUGUUGCAAUGUGCCAAGAUUGAUUGUAAUAAAAUAAUGAACUGUGAAGAGCUGAUGACUUAGAAUCAGUUAAAUAGUGAUUUACUUUAGAAAUUGAUUAUGAUUUUUACUUUUAUUUGCAUUUAUUUCACAUACGUAUAAAAAUAUUUUCAUUUUACCGAUUUCAGUUUAUAUACAAUUUUCAUUUAGCAUUAAUAAUCAAUUAAUGACUGAAAAUUCAAUUGAACUAACUUGAUCUGUUCGAAAUUAUUGAUGAUUUUAUUUCCAAAGUCAACAAUAGCACUGUUUCUGUUAAAAUUCGAUGCUGAUAAUUUCAAUUUUCUAUAAUUUGGCGUUUUUUAGUCUUUGCAUAUGAUACAACAACAAAAAAAGUUACAAGGAUACAAAAAUCAUUAUUAAUAUUAUUAUAUUAGCGACAAGAUAAACGCCAUUCUCGGACGUGAAGAGAGUGAGGACAUGACUUCCUCCUCAAUU